AUGCCACCGUCUGCGCAUCGCCUUCGGCGUCCGCUCUCUUUCGAUGCUAUCGAAGGAGGAGCAGCUAGUUCGCUGCGUGGUGCGACAACUCGGCAGUUGCUGUCCGGUCUUGGGAUGAUCUUCAACCAGGACCUGCCAGCGCUCCUAUCGGCCGGCGGACUCAGCGGCAUCCGAUUUCCGACGAGGGAGCAGAUGCAGAAAGCAGGAGAUACCCUGUUCGAUGCAUCCGUGGAGACUAACAGCGUGGACCUCUUCAUCAGUCAUUCUUGGAGCGCAGGUCGUUGGGAGAAGUUCCUGGCACUCUGUCUGUAUCUGAAUCUGGAGAUGGCCGUCGCAUGUUGCAUGACCACUUAUAUCUUGGUCCUGGUUGUGAUGAUCUCAUCGUAUGGUGUGGCUGGUCUUGGGGGUAGUCGGCUGCUCCUCCCUUGCUUUGUGUACCUGCCGAUGGCCGCAUUUUUUCUUGUGUUCUUCUUCGGGCAGCAAUUGUCCUUCGGGCUAUGGUCUCCGUCUAUCUGGAUAGAUAGGUUGUGCAUCCACCAGACAGACCUAGAGCUGAAAUCCGAACAGAUCAAGUCCGUGCCAACCUUCGUGGUGCGCUCUUCCCGCAUGCUCAUCCUCUGCGACGGAUCUUACUUUGAACGGUUGUGGUGCAAUCUAGAGCUUGCCACUUUUGCCCGGCAUGGAGGCGUGGAAAAAGUUGACGUGUUGCCAUUGUGGCUUGCUCCCUGGCUUCUUUUCAGUAUCUUGCUGGAACUCCUCAGCGUCAACUUGAUAGAAGUUUUGCAGCUUGUGUUCCCCAACUGGAGUGCUGCGUGGCAGCAGCAUAUCAUGGUUUUGGUUGCGCCACAUGUGGGAGAGAACCCACUGAUGCAGAAGUUUGUCGGUUGGUUUAUCAUCUGGAUGAUCUUGUCCGUGACCACGCUCCCGGGCUCUAUUCCCAGUUUCUUCUCCUUCCGUAUGAAGAUUCGACAUCAUCAACUUAUCCUGGAUCAAAUGGCAGACUUCGACGUCCGGGCAGCGAAAUGCUCUGAGCCUUCGGAUCGAGACGCCAUCGAGAUGCAACUGCAGGAGAUAUUCUGCAACCAUGACCUACCCUCUCUCGGUUCUGAUGCCGUGGAUGAGGGUGAGGUGAAGGUUCAGCAGCAUGUGCGGCACCAGGCCACCGCUAAUCCGCUGGACAGCUUCAAUGCCUACGUUCGAGGUGUCCUUCGUGACAUUGUCAUGAUGCAGAUCGGCGAUGAAAUCUACGUACCAUGGCCAUUGUGUUUAACUACCUGCCUACCGAUGAUCUUGUAUUCCUCCGUGAACGUGCUGGGCUGCGACAACGGCUCUUGCGAGGAAUCUGCGCGGCUGGCAGGAUGUACCUCGACGCUACAGUACAUCCUCGCUGACGUGGUCGGCUGGUCACUUAACAUUGUGCUGGCAUUCCCACUGACCUAUCCUGUCAUGCUUCGGAUGCUGAAAUGUGUUCUCUCCUUCGGCGAUGGUCUUGUACAGCGCUGUGCAGCUUUCUUGUGUUGCAUCUUGGUAUACGAGUACACCUAUAUGUGCGGCGGCUUGAUCUGGGGCACUUGGAUACUUGUCGUGGAGGACUACUCUCCACUUCAACUCACAGUUUUUUUCCUGGCGAUGAUUUUCUUGCUCAUCCAAAGCAUCUGCCUCUUUUACAAGUGGGACAGGCAUGGACAGGAAAACCUGGCAUCAUGUCGCUGUGUCAAACGACAGGUCGCGACAUAUCAGGCAAUGGGCGCCGAAAGCGGCUCGCCCUUGGCCUGCUUUGAAGAGUCCCCUGAAUGA
Symbiodinium sp. CCMP2592 is the source of this 1797-nucleotide messenger RNA. The record is from the annotation of a GenBank genome assembly. NCBI's taxonomy places the organism in Eukaryota, Dinophyceae, Suessiales, Symbiodiniaceae.